Molecule: messenger RNA, 366 nt
Organism: Gaeumannomyces tritici R3-111a-1
Lineage: Eukaryota; Fungi; Ascomycota; Sordariomycetes; Magnaporthales; Magnaporthaceae
Exons: 2
Coding region: 1-342 (113 amino acids)
Source: RefSeq, a predicted model, not a curated record
AUGGGCGCGCGUGGGCGCGCGCUUGCAAGACACGUACCGGUCACCAGCGCCGGCAUCCGGGGAGGAGGCGAGGCGACGGGUGAUGCGGGUGGAGAAGUGACAGGGGUGGUGGGAAAAGACGAGGGCAGGCCAAUGAUGUGGACAGAAAAGGGCUGCCGGUUGAUGCGACCAGGGCUGCUCGUGGGCCUUCUUCUCUUUUGGCAAGGUGGUACCGGAGGGACCCAACGUCGGUCAGUGACCAUUUUCAUUUCGCUGCCGCGGCGGCAUUGCACCUUCGAUGUCGACUUGCCCUGUGCGGGCGUUGCACCGUAUUUGGGGUUUGUCUCUCCAUCCCCGCGGUGAGUGCGACGAGACUAGGAAGCUGAG